This is a messenger RNA of Salvia splendens (bonfire salvia), 1546 nucleotides long. RefSeq names its product transcription factor TGA9. The record is from RefSeq and is a predicted model, not a curated record. Gene Ontology annotation, molecular function: sequence-specific DNA binding; DNA-binding transcription factor activity. Gene Ontology annotation, biological process: DNA-templated transcription; regulation of DNA-templated transcription. NCBI's taxonomy places the organism in Eukaryota, Viridiplantae, Streptophyta, Magnoliopsida, Lamiales, Lamiaceae. The coding region runs from base 182 to 1345 and encodes 387 amino acids. The transcript is spliced from 8 exons.
AACUUUACAUUUCUUCUUAAUUUAUUACACAACUGAACAAUUCCCCAUCUUUUCAAAACAUAGAUUUAUUCAUUGCUGCUGCUGCUCUCUCGAUCUUUCAUGAGUGUUUUUAAAUGUGUUUUGGAGAGUUUUUUUAUUAAAGCAAUUUGUUUCCUUUGAAAUAGUAGUACUAGUUUUUUGGAUGAUGAUGAAAGCCAUUUUGACUAAAGAAUUGUGUCAUUUAAUACAGGGAAGCUCAAAAUCAGGAGAAGAGAGUACUGAUUCAGGUUCAGCUGUAAACACACUUUCCAACACCCCCGGGUCUCCUACCGACCACCGCCAGCCACCGCCGCCUCAGAUGGACACCGCCGGUGGGAUUGACAGCCCGAGGAUAAGUGGCUCCCACUCCCAUCCAGCUGCUGCUAAAGCUAAACCAGCCCAAGAAAAGACAUUGAGACGUUUAGCCCAAAAUAGGGAAGCAGCUAGGAAGAGCAGACUUAGAAAAAAGGCCUAUGUACUGCAGCUAGAAUCAAGCAGGAUCAGGCUUGCUCAGAUGGAACAAGACCUUCAGAGGGCAAGGUCACAGGGACUUUUCUUAGGAGGAGGUGGAGCUGCAAGUGGGAGUAUUAACUCUGGUGGGGCAAUAUUUGAUAUGGAAUAUUCAAGAUGGCUAGAUAAUGAUCAUAGGCACAUGUGUGAACUCCGGACUGCAUUUCAAGCUCACUUAUCCGACGGUGAUUUGAGGGUUAUAGUUGAGGGAUACAUUGCUCAUUAUGACGAGGUCUUUCUCCUAAAAGGCGCCGCUGCCAAAUCUGACGUAUUCCACCUUAUCACUGGAAUGUGGACUACACCGGCCGAGAGGUGUUUCCUUUGGAUGGGCGGCUUCCGGCCAUCCGACCUCAUCAAGAUGUUAAUACCGCAAUUAGACCCUUUAACAGAGCAGCAAUUCAUGGGGAUUUGCAGCCUCCAGCAUUCCUCACAGCAAGCAGAGGAGGCACUUUCACAAGGAUUGGAACAAUUGCAGCAAUCCUUAGUUGAUACCAUAGCUAAUGGCUCUGUUAAUGACAACAUGCAACACAUGGCCAUCGCGUUAGGCAAGCUAGCCAAUCUUGAAGGCUUUGUUAGGCAGGCAGAUAAUCUAAGGCAACAGACCCUUCAACAGCUGCACCGUUUACUGACAGUCCGGCAAGCUGCACGAUGCUUCUUGGUGAUCGGAGAUUACUAUGGCCGGCUACGAGCUCUGAGCUCCCUGUGGGCUUCAAGACCAAGAGAGAGUAUGAUUGUUGCUGCAGAUGAUAAUUCUUGCCAAACGACGACAGAUUUGCAGAUGGUGCAUUCUUCUCAAAAUCACUUCUCAAACUUCUGAUUUGAAAUAUUACCAGGUUUUUUGAUGAUUAGAUUAGAUUAAAUGUGGUGGAGCAGUGAGGUUGUUUAGGGCUACUUUUUCUUAGAAAAUUCUCCUCCUAUAGUUUUGAUGUAGCUUUUGGUUUAAUGUCAACAUACUACAGUGUUCUCUUGUAAAUGUAUAUCAAUAUUAUGCAAAUUAUUUUCCCCUUCAUUUUUAAAA